Molecule: messenger RNA, 693 nt
Organism: Zasmidium cellare ATCC 36951
Lineage: Eukaryota; Fungi; Ascomycota; Dothideomycetes; Mycosphaerellales; Mycosphaerellaceae
Exons: 2
Coding region: 1-693 (230 amino acids)
Biological process (GO): import into nucleus
Cellular component (GO): cytoplasm
Source: RefSeq, a predicted model, not a curated record
AUGACGACAGCAGCAGUCUUCGGAUCCACUGGCGCAGUCGGAAGACACAUUCUCAGCACUCUGCUUGCUACCGACUCCAUCUCCUCGGUCAAGACGAUUUCACGACGCCUCCCAGCAACCCAAUCGCCUAAGCUCGAGGCCAUCCAAGAAGCAGAUUCAUCAAAAUGGAGUAGCAUGAUUGCCAAUCUCAACCACAAACCUUCGGUGGUCAUCAACGCGGUGGGCACAACUAAAGCCACAGCAGGUGGUGUUGAAAAUCAGUGGAAGAUCGAUCACGACUUAUGCAUCGAGAUCGCCAAAGCUGCAAAAGAAGCCGGCGUGACGACUUUUGUCUUCAUUUCCAGUGCCGGAACGCGUAGCUACCUCACUAGCGGCAUUCCUUAUAGCAAGAUGAAGGUUGGAGUCGAAGACGCCAUCAAGGAACUGGAUUUCGAGCAAGCCAUCAUCAUGAGGCCUGGCAUGAUCCUUGGCGAGAGAGAAGUUCCCAAAGCACCAUUCUGGGAGAAGGUGAUUGGCAACAUCCACAAGAUCAGUCCUGGCUUGCAGGAUGCCAUUGGUCAGGAUCAAGUAGUAAUCGGAAGAGCAACCGUUGCAGCGCUGCGACUUGCACAGGAGGGCAAGGCACCAUCCAAGUAUUGGGUCGUCGAAAAGCCGGACAUCUGCAAAUUCGGUCGAGACGAGUGGAAAGAGUGA